CGCCGGCGCGGCAGCUGGGACUCCGCAGUGGGUUGCGGGCGAUGGAGCGGUGGGUGAUCCCGCAGCUCCGGCUGUGGCUGCUGUUGCUAUUACUGCCCCCAGUGCCGGGCCGCCAGAAGGAGUCAGGUUCAAAAUGGAAAGUAUUUAUUGACCAAAUUAACAGGUCUUUGGAGAAUUAUGAACCAUGUUCAAGUCAAAAUUGCAGCUGCUACCAUGGGGUCAUAGAAGAGGAUCUGACUCCUUUCCGAGGAGGCAUCUCCAGGAAGAUGAUGGCGGAGGUAGUCAGACGGAAACUAGGGACCCACUAUCAGAUCAUUAAGAACAGAUUAUACCGAGAGAAUGACUGCAUGUUCCCUUCAAGGUGUAGUGGUGUUGAACACUUCAUUUUGGAAGUUAUCGGGCGGCUUCCAGACAUGGAAAUGGUGAUCAAUGUACGAGAUUAUCCUCAGGUUCCUAAGUGGAUGGAGCCAGCCAUUCCAGUCUUCUCCUUCAGUAAGACAUCAGAGUACCAUGAUAUCAUGUAUCCUGCUUGGACAUUUUGGGAAGGGGGACCUGCUGUUUGGCCAAUUUAUCCUACAGGUCUUGGACGGUGGGACCUCUUCAGAGAAGAUCUGGUAAGGUCAGCAGCACAGUGGCCAUGGAAAAAGAAAAAUUCUACAGCAUAUUUCCGAGGAUCAAGGACAAGUCCAGAACGAGACCCUCUCAUUCUUCUAUCUCGGAAAAAUCCAAAACUUGUUGACGCAGAAUACACCAAAAACCAGGCCUGGAAAUCUAUGAAAGAUACUUUGGGGAAGCCAGCUGCUAAGGAUGUCCAUCUUGUGGAUCACUGCAAAUACAAGUAUCUGUUUAAUUUUCGAGGUGUAGCUGCAAGUUUCCGGUUCAAACACCUCUUCCUGUGUGGUUCACUUGUUUUCCAUGUUGGUGAUGAGUGGCUGGAAUUCUUCUAUCCACAACUGAAGCCGUGGAUUCACUAUAUCCCAGUCAAAACAGAUCUCUCCAAUGUCCAGGAGUUGUUGCAUUUUGUAAAAGCAAAUGAUGAUGUGGCUCAAGAAAUUGCUGAAAGGGGAAGCCAGUUUAUUAUGAACCACUUGCAGAUGGAAGACGUCACCUGUUACUGGGAGAGCCUGUUGACUGAAUACUCUAAAUUCCUAUCCUAUAAUGUAACAAGAAGGAAAGGCUAUGAUCAGAUUAUUCCCAAAAUUUUGAAAACUGAACUCUAGUCAUCAUCAGCGGACCACAGCCCUCUCUGGCAGCAGCUCUCAGAUAUCCUGUGGUGAGAAGCUUACCAUGAGUGCGGCACCUAUACCUUGAAUACUGUUAUCAAGCCAAAUAUCUGGUUUUCCUUAUCAUGCUGCACCCAGAGCAACUCCUGAGAAAGAUCCAAAAUGUGUAUGAUACAGACCUGAAGCAGCUCAAUGCUUUGGCUGAAUAAGGACCAGAAAUCAUGAGAUGUGGGUUUUUAACCCAGUUCUACUUUUUAUUUUCUUAAGACCAAUCACAGCUUGUGCCUCAGAUGAUCCAUACAUGAAUCUCCAUCACCGUGAAACUGACUGUAUCUGUGGGAUGAUACUUUGUCCCAUUAUUUGGAGCAGAAAAUUAAUCAUUUGGAACUAGUACAGCUCAUCACCGCAGUUCUGCAGUUAUUCUAGGUUUGAUCUCUGUCACUGUAUUUUACUGUAGGAAGCCCUAUAGGGUUUGUGAAAAACACUUGGGGAUCAUUUCCUGAAAGGUCUAAGGAAGCAGUAGUUGUACCAUGCAAUGAUGGGGCAGUUCUCUUUUGUAAAAGCAUAGGCUUUUGGUACUCAGGAGGUUUCUGUAAUGCUACAGAGAAAGGGGCCAAUUGCCUGAGUAAUUAUUGCAAUUGGAUUUCAAGUUCCCCUUUUGUGCCUUCACACACUUGUUUUUAUUGUCUCUCUUUAAAAAACAAAAAAAGACAAAAACCUCUUAAUAAAUGUAGGAAGUAGUCCUCAUUUUUGAAAGGAACUGUGCAUAAAACAGCAGUCCUUCCUCACUCCUUGCACACCCUUAACAUUUUUCCUCUUUAAAUUGGCAGCAGUCCAUAUCCUCAAAGGUGUGCAGGGACCUCAAGGAGUCUUCACCUAUGAAAUGUUACACUGGGAGUUUAGACCAUCCAACUUGAGCACUUACUUAUGUUGGAGAUACUUCAGUGCAAAUCCAUGUUGGAGUACCUCCUUUCCCCUCUUUUCCCUUUUUGAAAAACACAUUUGGAUAGUAAUUUAAUCUCUCAGGAUGCACUCCCUAGCACAGUCAAAAAUGAAGAAAACUUUUUAGAUGAAAACCCACAGAGUCUGGUGACUCAGAACCAACUUCGUCCCUUAGGCCCAACUUUUUCACAUUGAAAUCAACUCUUUUCCUUUGCUUAAGAACUGUUCAGUAUUAGUUGGUUUCAAAAUUAGUAAAUGUAAGGUUCAGUCAUAUAAAAUCAGGGAUUUUAUUCCAUUAGUGAGAAAUGUAUUUGGCUUUUUAAACUUCCUUCCACAAAAGUUUAAGUCUAAGGACUUUUUAGAGGAGUUGAAUAUCCUUGGUAAGAUCAUUGCGUAGAAUAAGGCAGACAUUGAAAGUUAGAUGUUUUGUUUCUGAGUAUUAAAAAUUAAUGGGGACCAUGUCUUUAGGUGCUAGAAGUCUAGCGGUAAGCAGUCUGGAUUUCUGAGUUGUACUGUAGUUUUGCCUUGUCAAUAUGAGGCCCCAGUAGAUGUUCUCUUUCUGUGUUUUAAUUUUCCUGUCACUAAACUAGAAACAGAAUUUUCUAUCCUUUGGAUUAGGAGCUGAAACUGCAUUUCCCUGGGAAUUUCCCAUUUUGCUUCAAGUUCCAGCUCAAGCAUCUCAUCUCUGAAUCUUUUCUUUCAUUCCUCUGGGCAGUUAGGGGCUAUCAUAAAACUUUGCUCAUGCCUGUUAUGUAACAUCACAUUGCACUGUAGUUAUUUGACUAUUUCUGCUACUGUUCUGUGGGCUUCUUGAUGGGUGGGAAUCAUGUUUUACACAUCUUGAUGUCUCUAUUACCCAGUACAGUGCCUCGCAUAGAGUAGAUACAAAGAAUUAUUGGAAGAAUGGAUAGGUGGAUGGAUGGAUGGAUGGAUGGAUGGAUGGAGGCAGUUGACUUGACUAGAUCCUCUUUAUAGAUAGACUAGCCAUUGGCUCCUAAGGGGGACUGGAUAAGACUGUAAAAGUGGGAUCAAUGCAGAUUCUUAUCUGCUCUUUGAAUAGUCAAUAAGGUCAUCUUUGUAUUUAAAUUCAGGAAAUGUUAUUCAGAUUUUAUACUUAUCUGUUUACCUCAGUGUAGGCGGUAUGAGGAUGGUGUGUAACAAUAUGAAAAAUGUAUGUUUUUGGAAAUAAUUUUUAUCCCCAUAA
Callorhinus ursinus (northern fur seal) is the source of this 3369-nucleotide messenger RNA. RefSeq names its product protein O-glucosyltransferase 1 (gene POGLUT1). The record is from RefSeq and is a predicted model, not a curated record. Gene Ontology annotation, biological process: protein O-linked glycosylation; positive regulation of Notch signaling pathway. Gene Ontology annotation, cellular component: endomembrane system. NCBI's taxonomy places the organism in Eukaryota, Metazoa, Chordata, Mammalia, Carnivora, Otariidae. Gene Ontology annotation, molecular function: UDP-glucosyltransferase activity; UDP-xylosyltransferase activity.